AUGGGUCAUUUGAGCCCCGGUAAAUACAUAUACGGCAUCUGGGAGAAGGACAUUUCUUACCAGCUUGGUUGGUCCCGCAAGCUAUCGACUCCUGAAGCCACUGCGACGGAAUGGGAGCACGCGUAUCCCCAGCCCACCUUCUCCGGGACAAACUUGCCUGGCGCUGUCGAGUUUGAUGCAGACAACCGAGGAGCAUACACGCCCUCGUGA
Messenger RNA from Cladophialophora bantiana CBS 173.52, 210 nucleotides. RefSeq lists its product as uncharacterized. NCBI's taxonomy places the organism in Eukaryota, Fungi, Ascomycota, Eurotiomycetes, Chaetothyriales, Herpotrichiellaceae. The coding region runs from base 1 to 210 and encodes 69 amino acids. The record is from RefSeq and is a predicted model, not a curated record. The transcript has a single exon.